Messenger RNA from Eruca vesicaria subsp. sativa (arugula), 772 nucleotides. The record is from the annotation of a GenBank genome assembly. Lineage: Eukaryota; Viridiplantae; Streptophyta; Magnoliopsida; Brassicales; Brassicaceae.
AUGCAAGAUCCACGCAACCAUGUUCCACCUUCUCCCACCAUCUCCUCCGUCUCUUCCUCCGAUCUUGAUACAGAGUCGACAGGAUCAUUCUUCCAUGACAGAAGCAUAACACUUGGAACACUUAUGGGGUUUAGUUUCACAGCAACCAUGCCUAUGAUGCCAUUUAGAGCUUCCUCACAACGCCACGUGUCUCCCUCCAUCUCAAUCUCACGUGCCUCCUCCAGCUCCAACGCAACAAGACGCAACCAGAGAAAGCGCCCUCCUCCUCCGAACUCCUCUGAGCGGCAUCGCCGUCGCAAGUGGUGGCGCUUUUGCCGAGACGACGACGACGGGAUGCACCGUGGGUCCGGAGAUUGUAGACGGUCAUCGCUCGGGGAGUAUUUGGAGGUGGAACGGAGGUCCGGAGAUGAAACUGUCUAUGGCUCCGCCGAGGCGGAGCUAGAGGGUGCGGUGGCGCGUUACAGGGAACAGCACCCGGCGGCAGCGGUGGCGGAAAGAGCGUUGUUCGCUGAUGGGAGGGUUCUUCCUCCGGCUUCAGCUGAGGUUGUUAGCGGAGAAGGUACGCCGGAGGUUACGGCACUUUGUAGAUUCCCGGUUUCCUUAACCGGUAUAUGCAGCGGUGGCGGAGGAUAGAUCCGUCGGUUGUAUUUUAAUAUUUGUGUAUUCUACAUAUGAGAUGCAAUUCAUAGUAAUCUUAUUGUUUAGUUGAUAAAAAAAAAGUUCAUAGUAAUCUCAUUUUUUAGUUAAUACUUAAUACAAAAAAAGUUCAUAG